UGUGAAGGGACCUCUGUUAUCGUCUUGGAAAAAACUAAGUAUAUUAUUUGGCUGUAUCUUAUAAUUUCUUGAAUUAGACUGUUCUUUUUUCUCUGUAACAAUAUCGAUCGGUGUGCUUUUCAUGCAUAUAACUUGUUCAAGAGAUGAACUUUUUCUUUUAUUGUUGAUCACUUGGGACCAUUCCAUUUCUUCCACCUCGGAGGGAGUUAAGAGAGGCUCCAUUGUCCUUGAUCUGUCCGAUCCUCCCCCGUAAUCACCGAGGGGGAUCACUCGACACGUGGUGAGAAUCGUACAGUUUUAGGUUAUCGGGUAAGUUGUUUAUUUGUACCAGCCCGUCUGCGAUCAGACGGAUAAAGUAAUUUGAAGAUAUUAGUCCGGAGACAGUUUCCGGCUAGCUGGAACAAUUACGGAUUGUAGAUCUUGCUUCUUUCAGACAAUUUCAAAUACUCAAUCCUGCAAUCGCCAGGUACGCACUCAUAUCACUCGAUCUCCUCGUUUUUUUAGUAGGAAAUCUUAUCUUUUUAACGCCGUCAGUGUAACUCGGUCGCACUUAUACAACGCGAGAUACAGAUUACUAAAUCCAUCUAUUGGAAAAAUAAUGGAUUUCUUUUUACUACAUCUAAUAUAUUAAAUAUUGUUAGUUUUUUAAUUUAGAUGGCAGCACAAUGGCGUUAUAUCAACGCGACCUUGUGUGGCGUUAGUUUACGAAUGCCACACAAGACACAAGGUCGCAUUGACAUAACCUAUAAACGUUACACGACUCGACUUAUGUGCUGUAUAUGCAAGUACUCGUAUUAAGAUAAUCUUAAUACUUAUAGAAAUUAAAACUUUAUAUAUAACUUCUUAUUAUAGCAGAAAAUUAAUCAUCAAGAUGUCAAGUUAUAGUGGAUUUAGUGAGAAACAAAAAGGUGGAAGGAAAAUGUCUUUAGAAUGGAUGCAUGUAUUAAUUGAAAAAAAUAACGAGAAAACAAUAACUAAAUGUAAAUAUUGUGAUUGUGUUCUUAGUCCAAAAAUUGAAAGAAUCAGAACACAUUUAAAGAAAUGCACUAAGUUUAACAAAAAUGAUUCCAAUUCAGACACUGACUCAAACUCAAGUCAUUCAACAUCUGUAGCAACAUCAACAAAAGUAAAUGAAAUAAAACCAUUAGAAAUUAGCUCUUUCAAUACAGUUAAAAAUAGAUCCGAUGACAGUCUUCCUAAAAAACUAAAACGAAAAGGGACAUUGAAUGAUUUCAUAAUUCCAACUACAAAACAACAAAAGAAUCAAUUUGAUGAAGCUUUAGCUGAGUUUUUUUAUGUUUCAAAUCUGGCAUUCGAAAAAGUAGAACAUCCAUCUUUUUGCGAUUUUUGAAUCUUCUUCGUCCAGGAUAUAAUCCGCCUAAUAGAAAGGAAUUAUCAGGACCUUUACUAGACAUCGUGUCCAAAAAAAUUGACCUUAUGAUGACAUCUGAAUUGAUGCAGGAAAGUAGGCCCAUUACAAUUCUGCAGGAUGGAUGGUCGAGCGUGAAAAAUGAUCCAAUAAUUGCCACUUCAAUUCACACAGGCAAACAUUCUUAUUUAUUAAAUACCAUUGAUUGUAAAACGGAAAAAAAGGCCGCAGAGUAUUGUUUGGAAGUUGAUGUCGAUUCAAUAAAAACAUGUGAAGAGAAAUUGGGUAAAAAAGUAUUUGCUAUUUGUACUGAUAAUGAACAUAAAAUGGUUAAAAUAAGAAAAUCUUUACAUGAAAUAUAUCCAAAUAUUAUAACUUAUGGGUGCUCUGCCCAUUAUCUAAAUUUAUUAGAAAAAGAACUUACACCAAAAACAGUAUUAAAACAUAUCGUAGAUAUU
Molecule: messenger RNA, 1827 nt
Organism: Solenopsis invicta (red fire ant)
Lineage: Eukaryota; Metazoa; Arthropoda; Insecta; Hymenoptera; Formicidae
Exons: 2
Coding region: 872-1351 (159 amino acids)
Source: RefSeq, a predicted model, not a curated record